AUGAAAACGGUUUUCGCUGUCAACGGGCCCGAGUUGUGCUCUGAAGUGUUUGAGCAUUUCUCAGGGUGCAACGUGGUACAUCUUUCAUCCGUGAGCGAGCUACUGGUGUAUUUGUAUGCUCAUAGACUCUCAGGCGAAGACACUUACGAGCGCACGUUGUCGUUGGUAGUCCACCAGCAACCGCGGAGUGCAUCCCAAAACGCCGGUUCGGACGUUGCAUUGGAUUUCAUCACCACUGCAGAGUUAGCGCACUUGAUUCAAAAACAAUUCCCUUGUUUCAGUCUUAGCGUUACAACCCCAGCAGAAGUGCCCAAGGCCCUUGAACAUCUACGUGAGUGUACUGAUUUAUACUCCAGUCGUUUGGCAAGAGUUGCCACUUGGAUGUACAACGAUUAUGUUGGCUCCAACGAGCUCUGCACGCGCCCGGAGACCACCUCUACCUGCAAACUGGAUGAAAAAACUUCAAAGCCUUCUACUUGUUCAGCAAACGUGUAUACAAUGCUAUCCCACCUCACACGCGUGCGCAAACCUAAAAAUGAACAUACAGGCCUGUCAUGCUCAAAACUGAUAUCUUCAGCCCUCAAUCUUCGAGACCUCAUAAAACUACCGAAGGGUAAAGCUUCGAGCGAUCAUUACUGGGAUCUCAUUUCAACUUGGGAUUUCUGUGCCAUGAGUCUUUCAACCUCAGAACUCAUAUGGUGUAGCUAUCUGAUCUUGCAAAAAGUUGCUCGUGAUGCGAAUUUCCUAAUUUCUGACAACGACCUAUUCCUUUUUCUGUUGACGUUGGAAGCUUCGUAUCAUCAGGGCAACAAGUUUCACAGUUUCAGACAUGCGGUCGACGUUAUGCAAGCCACUUGGCAGCUAUGUUGCCGUUUGAAGACCCAUUUUCAAAAGGACUCGUCAAUACUUCUCGUCUGUGUCGCAGCCAUCGGCCACGACGUUGGUCAUCCAGGCACGAACAAUGCGCUAAUGUGCGACCCAAUAUCACCGAUUGCAGAGUUAUACGAUAGGAAAUCCGUCUUAGAAAACUUCCAUGCCGAAGUUUUUUCGGACCUCCUCGAAGAGCAUUGGCCUCAGAUUCUGGAACAAAAAGCGAUAUUAUCGGACACUAUAUUGGCCACCGACAUGGCUCUACAUUCGCAAUACGUGCAGCGAAUGGACGCCGGGUCUUCAGAGCCACCAAGUCUACUGUCAUUAGUGAUAAAGGCCGCAGAUAUAUCUAACGUUACUCGUCCCCUUCACAUCUCUACAAACUGGGCAGUCUUGAUCACUUGCGAGUUUAACGAAUGUGCUUCUCUGCUGAAGAGAAUACAGGAAGGCGACACUUACGGGCAUUAUAUGCCAGAUUGCGACGACCCUAUUCCGGAUUGCAUAGAAAGCAUUUUGAUCAAAUAUCCGUCUAUACCCAAGGGUCAGCUUCUGUUCAUAAAUGCAUUUGCGGAAGGCUUAUUUGCCGGUUUAGCAGAAUGUUUUCAAGAGUUGAGAUUCUUGCACAAUAAUGUGAAGGCAAACAAGAAAUUUUGGGAAGGGAAAUGUACAUAA
Lachancea sp. 'fantastica' is the source of this 1542-nucleotide messenger RNA. Lineage: Eukaryota; Fungi; Ascomycota; Saccharomycetes; Saccharomycetales; Saccharomycetaceae. The record is from the annotation of a GenBank genome assembly.